AUGACCACCCUCUCUCCUGAAAACAGCCUCUCUGCCAGGCAGUCAGCCUCCUUCAUCCUGGUGAAGAGAAAACCGGCCAUUGACAAGACAGAAUGGGAUAGCUUCUUUGAUGAGAAUGGUCACUUGGCCAAGUCACGGGACUUCAUUUGUGUGAACAUCCUGGAAAGGGGUCUGCACCCCUUCGUGAGGACGGAAGCCUGGAAGUUUCUCACGGGCUACUACUCAUGGCAGAGUUCCCAGGAUGAGCGGCUGACGGUGGACAGCAUGAGGAGGAAGAACUAUGAGGCCUUAUGCCAGAUGUAUGAGAAGAUUCAGCCCCUUCUGGAAAACCUGCAUCGGAACUUUAUAGAGACUCGGAAUAACAUCGUGUAUGACAUCCAGAAACUCUAUGACAAAGACCCCCUGGGCAACGUUCUCAUCAACAAGAAGAGACUGGAGAAGAUCCUGCUUCUAAGUUAUGUCUGCAACACACAGGCAGAGUAUCAGCAGGGCUUCCACGAGAUGGUGAUGCUUUUCCAGCUGAUGGUGGAGCACGACCAUGAGACCUUCUGGCUUUUCCAGUUCUUCCUGCAGAAAACGGAGCACAGCUGUGUCAUCAACAUUGGAGUGGGUAAGAACCUAGACAUGCUCAACAGCCUCAUCACCUUCCUGGACCCCGUGUUUGCUAAACACCUAAAAGGGAAGGGUGCAGGGGUGGUGCAGUCCCUGUUUCCCUGGUUCUGCCUCUGCUUCCAGCAUGCCUUCAAGUCCUUCGACGACGUCUGGAGGCUCUGGGAGGUUCUGCUGACAGGCAAGCCCUGCAGGAACUUCCAGGUGCUGGUGGCCUACAGCAUGCUGCAGAUGGUGCGUGAGCAGGUGCUGCUAGAAAGCAUGAGCGGGGAUGAUAUCCUCCUGGCCUGCAACAACCUCAUCGACCUUGAUGCCGAUGAACUGAUCUCUGCUGCCUGCGUGGUUUAUGCUGAGCUCAUCCAAAAGAAUGUUCCUCAGGCUUUAAAGGAUUUCUUUCUCUGA
Cynocephalus volans (Philippine flying lemur) is the source of this 1011-nucleotide messenger RNA. It is a transcript of the gene TBC1D21, whose product is annotated as TBC1 domain family member 21. Gene Ontology annotation, molecular function: GTPase activator activity. NCBI's taxonomy places the organism in Eukaryota, Metazoa, Chordata, Mammalia, Dermoptera, Cynocephalidae. Gene Ontology annotation, biological process: activation of GTPase activity. The record is from RefSeq and is a predicted model, not a curated record. Bases 1 to 1011 code for a protein of 336 amino acids. The transcript is spliced from 11 exons.